AUGGCAUCAUUUGAGGCGACCAUUAGCCUGAAUAACUCUCGGGCAGCGUUCAUCGAACGCGUUUACAAGGAGCUGCUCACAGAAGAGGCGAAAAGCCUCACAAUCUCCAAUCUCCAGGGUAAACUCGAGAUCCUGGAGACCUACUGGGAAAAAUUCGAGAGCACUCAUGAGAAGCUCAUCGCUGGCAGCGGCAAGAUCGAAGGGAUCCUUGAAUUGCCGUACUUCAAGGACCAUCGGUUCGACAUUACUAUCGGGCAUUAUCAUGAGGCAAGGGGUAUUUUAAGCCAGCUCAUUGAUAAAAGGGGGAUCUCAGGUUCAUCUCGUCGGUCUCUCGCGUCUGGGACGGCUCAGCCCACAUACUCCAAGCGUUAUCUCCCUGAGAUUUCUCUGCCCAAGUUCGGAGGGGCCUAUGCGGACUGGCGCUCGUUCCGCGAUCUUUUCGCGUCUCUGGUCGGCUCGAAUACGGAUCUAUCCAACGUGGAGAAGAUGCAUUAUCUUCGUACUAGUCUCUCAGGGGAGCCAGCUCAACGCAUCGCGAAUCUUACGAUCUCGGAUGAGUCAUUCUCGAUUGCAUGGGAACUGCUCUUGUCUCGCUACGAGAAUAAGCGACUGCUCAUUUCAGCUCAUUUGGAACACCUCCUCAGUCCCCCAACCAUGACUUCUCACAGUGCCAAAGAGCUCAAUGCCCUGCUCACUGUCACCUCUGAGGCACUGAACGCUCUGGAGGCUCUCGGCUCCCCAACCUCCCAGUGGGACCAGGUGAUCGUACAUACGGUCUCGCAACGGCUCAGCUCAAAGCUUCGUGAAGCCUGGGAGGUCAAGGUCGGUUCAUCGGCGGAGUAUCCUUCAUACAAGGACUUCAAGGAUUUCCUCACUGGGAGAGCUCGCGCGAUGGAGAGCAUCGAGAUUAACUCGGUUCCUCGUGCUCCUGCCACAAAGCCCUCCAAUGUCAGCUCAUCCAAGCAGUCGACCGCUGCGAAGGUUCACCACGGCACCGCUCAACCACCACAAAAAUCGAGGCCAGCUCCCAAGUCCGCUCCAUCGGGGAAGGUCACGUACCCGUGCUCGAUGUGUGAGGCAGACCAUUACCUCACAUCCUGCUCAUCCUUCCGUCAACUUUCGGUAUCAGCUCGUAGGGAGGUAGUAGAGCGUCGCUACCUCUGCUACAAUUGCCUUGGUCGGCACUCGGUGAGGGACUGCAGGUCCAAGACCAAGUGCCAGUAUUGCGGGGGCCUCCACCACUCGAUGCUCCACAACCAGCCAUCGAGUCAGCCUCAACGUCCAGCUCAGCAGAGGCAACAGACCAACUCAACCCAGCAAAAGGCCGUUCCGGUGGUGACCUACACCCACGAAAACGACAUCCCCAUGGUGGUGACUGGUCACCACUCAGAUUCCGGAUCCGCUCAAGACUUCCGCCCUGGGGUCCUUCUGGCUACCAGCCUUGCGCUUUUGGUACGCCCAGAUCAGCCAGCUCAUCAGGUUCGUCUACUCAUCGAUCCAGGGUCGGAAAUCUCCGUCAUCUCAGACCAGCUCGUUCGUCAGCUUGGGCUGUUAAGGCUCAAGACACAGCUACGAAUAUCGGGGAUUGGAGACACGGCAUCUGGGCCGGCAUUAGGCAAGGUUCGGCUCACAAUACAGUCCACUUGCUCUCACUUUCAGCUCAGAGUUUCUGCCUAUGCUCUCGGUCCGCUCACAACCUCAUUACCGACAUUCUCACCAAGUCAGCUCACAUGGGAUCAUCUGGAAGGACUCCAGCUCGCUGAUCCCGAUUUUCUCACACCAGCACCAAUUGACAUCCUUCUUGGCGCUGAUGUCUAUGGACAACUCAUCUUACCACAAGUCAUCACCAACGGACCAAACUCACCAUCGGCUCAGCUCACGCGACUUGGAUGGAUCGUAUUCGGACCAACGGAAGGUCCUGAUACUACUCAAGUAGCAACUUCUCAUCUAACGGUCACCAACGAGGAUCUCAACGAACUGCUCACCAAAUUCUGGAUCCAGGAAGAGAUCCCUGGGACACCAGAGGUUCAGCUCAACGAGGAGGAAGCGCAGUGUGAAGAACACUUUCAACGGACCCACUCACGAGAUGCAUCUGGCCGCUACAUUGUUCGGAUACCGCUCAAAUCUCCAGUUUCCUCGCUAGGAGAUUCACGAUCGUCUGCACUCGCUUGCCUCCAUCGUCUGCUCAGGAAACUCUCACGUGAUGAGGUUUAUCGUCAGCUCUACACGGACUUCCUCAGGGAAUAUGAAGAGCUCGGCCACAUGCGUCGAGUCUCCGGACAGCUCGCUAGAUCAGCUCAUCAGCGCCAGCUCAAUGGGGGGGCACGGGCACCGAAAUGA
Diachasma alloeum is the source of this 2340-nucleotide messenger RNA. RefSeq lists its product as uncharacterized. The transcript is spliced from 2 exons. Bases 1 to 2340 code for a protein of 779 amino acids. NCBI's taxonomy places the organism in Eukaryota, Metazoa, Arthropoda, Insecta, Hymenoptera, Braconidae. The record is from RefSeq and is a predicted model, not a curated record. Gene Ontology annotation, biological process: proteolysis. Gene Ontology annotation, molecular function: aspartic-type endopeptidase activity.